AUGCAUCCGUCAGGCAGAUACGCAGGUAAGAAGGUCGUCAUUGUGAAACCUCACGAUGAUGGUACCAAAUCCCACCAAUUCCCACACGCUAUUGUCGCCGGUGUCGAGAGACAACCACUCAAGGUGACCAAAUCCAUGGGAAAUAAGAAAGUUGCCAAGAGAACUAAGAUCAAGCCAUUCGUGAAAAUCAUCAACUACAACCACUUGAUGCCAACCAGAUACUCGUUCGAGGUUGAGUCUUUCAAGAACGCUGUCUCCGUGGAAGCUUUGUCCGAGCCAUCCCAAAGAGAGGAAGCCAAGAAAGUGAUCAAGAAGGCAUUUGAGGAGAGACACCAGGCAGGCAAGAACAAGUGGUUCUUCACUAAGCUUGCUUUCUAA
Ogataea haglerorum is the source of this 378-nucleotide messenger RNA. RefSeq lists its product as uncharacterized. Gene Ontology annotation, biological process: translation. Gene Ontology annotation, molecular function: structural constituent of ribosome. Gene Ontology annotation, cellular component: cytosolic large ribosomal subunit; ribosome. The record is from RefSeq and is a predicted model, not a curated record. NCBI's taxonomy places the organism in Eukaryota, Fungi, Ascomycota, Pichiomycetes, Pichiales, Pichiaceae. Bases 1 to 378 code for a protein of 125 amino acids. The transcript is spliced from 2 exons.